UGUGUGUGUGUGUGUGUGUGUACGUGUAUGUGUGUUCACUACAGUCGAUUCGUGUUCCGCAGCGGCGCGGUCGCCGCUCAGUCCGCCGUGGGAGCGCCUCCAGGAGUCCGCGGAGCUCCUCCCGCUUUCCAACACGUCGUGCGUGUGUUAUAUAUAUUCGCUGCAUAACACCACUCACACAGUCUCGUGUCUUCUUACUACACACAUAUUUCAAGUACACGUAAUAUCACGAGACGUAAGAAGAUUGUGCACAGGAUCAAGUUGUGUGCAUGCGUGUAUGUGCGCUAUUAUACACGGAGGAGACGAGAUAAUAAUAAUAAUAAUAAAUAAGGAAAAUUCAAACACACGUCGGUUCUUCUCUCGCCCCAUCUCAUCGUCGUCUCUCUGCUCCCUCGUCGGAGCAUAGCAGCUAUACACAGCAGCGGAGAGUUGUGUCUUGCGGAGGUUGUGAGCGCUGCUGCGCGCGGGUGUCUCGGCUACUGCUGUGCAUAUCUGCUGCCCCCGUGUCUGUGGCCUGUGCUCGUGUAUAAGUGUAUGUUUGUGUGCGUGCGUGCCAUCACGAGUUGUGAUCCGCAUGUUAUGAAAAAAUAGUGCUACACGACGCAGAAUAUAAUAAUAAUAAUAAUAAUCGACGGUUUGUGACAGGCAGGCGACAUACGUUACAUUAUUAACAUAGCGUAUAUCGUCGUCAUCAGCAGCAGCGAGUUGUGAACGCAAGAUAUAGUAACAGUAGUAGUAGUAGUAGUAGUGGGUAGUAGUAGUGCGCGGGUGUGUUACUGCUGCUACGGCUGCUGCUGCUGCUUCUCUGGCUCGUCAUCAUAAUAGUAAUCUCAUUGUGUUGUGCGCGCGUAAAUAACUAACGAAGAGAGAGGAGACGGAGUGAACGAGCAAGAGAGAAGAGAAGAAGAGUGUAUACACAUCGUAUAAAUACGAGAGAUAGAGUGUUCAUGACAUGGUAAAGCUGUUCAAAGCACGUGAUACAUGACGAUGAUGCGACAAUAAAGCUACCCUUAUGACCACGUCUCAAGAAUCUUAGACUAGAAUCUCAGUGUCAAUCAGCGCUUCCUAACAAAAAAAAUAGUAUAAAAAUUACAACCAGAAACAAUCAACCUUUAAUUGGAAACAGAAAAAUUAUAAAAGCACAAAAAGUAAAAAACUAUACAUAAUUAGCAUUAAACUAAACAAAAGAAAGGAUAACAGGAUAAAAGAGCUCUGCAACUCUAAGUGCCAAUAGUGAAAAAGCCAAGCAACAUUUCUGUGUAUGCAACCCCUUCAGUGUCAAAAAGUAAAAAAAAUAAACGAACAAACGACUCGAAUUAAAUUGCAUUUUUAACAAGGACAACGUCGGAGUCGAAGCAAACAACAACCCAAAACAAAAAAAAAGUUAUCAAAGCCCCCAGCGCAAUGAGGAGCAGCGACAACGCAACGGCGGAGGCAACAACACGGCGCGGCGCUACCCGCAGAACUACCCACAACAGCACGUCGUUCGACGGAAUCGAGAAGUCGCUGUCGCUGUCGCCAGUAGUCGAGGCUGCUGCUUAACUGCGCGGGAAGAUGGGCAACAAAUUGUCAUGCAGUUGCGCGCCCCUGAUCAAGAAAGGCUACCGUUACGAGGAUUCGCCGUGGCAGGCGAACGCCCGGGGCCGCUCGAGCGCCGGUGGCGAGCGCAGGGGCGAGACCGGCCACUUGCUCAGGUGCGGAAGCUUAAGAGAGAGGAAGAGACUAUGGGCGGAGGUGUUUCACGUAACGAGCGGCGCCGGCAGCGUGAAAUGGCAGCAGGUCUCGGAAGACCUGGUGCCGGUGAACAUCACCUGCAUUCAGGACACGCCCGAGACCAUUUUCCACAUUACCGCGUACAACUGCCAGGUGGACAAGAUCCUCGAUGUCAGACUCGUGCAGCCUGGCACUCGAAUUGGACAAGCAUCGGAAUGUUUUGUCUACUGGAAGGACACAAUGACUAAUGACACUUGGGGACUGAAUUUCACUUGUCCGAUCGAUGCCAAGCAAUUUCGAGAAUGCGUUUCGCCGUCGUUCAAGAUCCCGCGCAAGGCCUCGUCGUCGUACUCGCUGCGGCUGGAGCCGCUCAACUCGAAGCAGAGCAGCACCAAGCAGAAGGUGAGGAGGAAGCCGCUGUCGACCCCGGCCUCGCCGAGCCGCGGGGCGUCGCGCGAGCCCCAGUGCACCUGCAUGACCCCCGAGCAAUUCAAUCGGCUGCGCCAGGAUCCGAGAUACAGGCCUACUUGCGCAGCGGCUCAAACUCUGCCGAGGCUGACCUCGCGCUCGGCCGACGCGGAGAUGCAGCAGCGGGGCGACAAGAUGCCCAACGCCGUCUCGAGCGGCUCGCUCUACGACAACGUCAACAACUCCAACAACACCGGCGUCGGACCCGGCGGUCAGAUGACGGCCAAUUCGGCGGCACAGGGCAAGCUUUUGAAGCCCGGCGAACAGCAGCAACAACAGCAGCAGCACACGCUGCGCCGCCAGACGAGCGUCGACAAGCAGCAACAGAGCGAGCAGAUGUGUCAGACCGGGGUGAAGACCGCCAACGUGGGCAUCGGCACGACCAACGUCGGCUCGCAGGUCCGCAGGGCUUGGUUCAUGCAGGAUCAGGUGGAAGGGCCCGACGGCGAGAACAAAGUAGGCUCGGCCACACCCGGCGGCGGGCCGCAUCCCAAGAAGCCGCUGCUCAAGCACCAGGACAGCAUGACCCGUCAGACGAGCUUCGACAUGGGCACCCAGAGCAGUUUGGGUGGCGGCCUGAUGCCCGGCGGCCGCUACCAGCACCGCAAGGAGCAGCUGCAGCACACGCGCAGCGCCGACUACACGGAGAUGGAGCUGCGCAACGGCAACCUGUUCGCCAGCCUCGACAACAACAACGUGCCGCCCGGCACGCGACGCAACAAAAGUAAGAGCACCGACGACAUGCGCAUCGAGAACGCGCACCUGCAGGCGCGACCGCCGAGCGGUUUGCUGCCACCCCAGGGUGGUCCUUUGGGUCCUAUGGGCCUCGAUCAUCACACGCUCAAGCGCAUGUUCAAGCCCAUGUCGAGCAUCGAGAGCCCCGUCACCUCGCCCGAGAUGACGCGCAAGCGCCAUCCCCAUCACAUCAACUUUCAUCAAUGCUAUCCGAGCAACAACAAUCAGCAGCAUCGGUACGUCAUGUCGGACGCCGAGAACGACAACUACGCCGUCUACAGGCAGCCCUAUCACAAUCGCCUGCAGACCCUCAGGAGGGUCCACGAGAUGAAUCGUCAUUAUUCCGCACGCACGCCCGGGGCCGGUGGUGGAGCCAGCAAGUUGCCGGCGGGCUCGUCGGCGUCUCUGCCGAGGCCGGUAGCGCGCCAUCAGCAGCAGAACAAUCACGCGAUGGGAAAUGGUCCUCCUCUUCAACAUCAGCAGCAGCAGCAGCAGCAACGUGGCAGGAUUCCCAACGGACAAUACCUGAAUCUGAGCUCGAGCAAUCUGGCCACCAUGAACGGGGGUACGACGACGCACACGGCGACUCUGCCGCCCCCGGGUUCGAAUUCGCGCUACUACGCUGCUGGCUCUGCUACUGUCGCACCCUCGGCCACCGCAUCCUCGCUGCACGUAGUCGCGAACAACUCUGUGUCGUAUGGCGGUGGCGGGCCGUCGCCUCGCGCGGCCUCCCCGCUCUACAUUGAUAUCCAAGCGCAAACGUCCGCUGCGUCCUCCUCGUCUAUGUCUAUGUCGCAACCACAAAAUCGACCAGUCGCGAUAAAUCGCUGUGUGGCUGGGACCGCAGGUGACGUGUCGCCGCCCUCGGACAACGUCAUCUUCGACAACCAGUGCUACGCCACGACGCCGAGCUCCAGCAACGGCAACAGCGACCUCGAGCAGCAGCCGGGUGGACCAGCAGGAGGACAACCAGGUGGCGGUGGAAUGCCGCACUGUCAGCAGCGCAACUGCAACGGCCAGGGACCGGUGUACGGGCCACCGCCCCCGCAGCGACCUCCCUCGGUUCAGGCCCAGCGACCGCCGAGCGUCCAAGCCCAGCAGAGACCGGCCUCGGUGCAGGCCCAGCGGCCGCCCUCGGUUCAGCGUCAGAACUCGCGCGAUCAACAGCCCCAGCAGCAGCAGGGUCAACAGCCGGGACAGGGUCAAGGACAGCAGGGACAGAACGCGUCGACGCCAGGCAGCCCGACGUCGCGGCUCCUGCUCGAGUACGAGAUGCAUCUGCGGAACACGCUCGCCAAGGGUAUGGACGCCGAGACUUACAGUAUGCAGACCUUCGAGACAAUCAUGUCGCAAAGCAUGGACGACUGCGAGUACGGUGACAACGCCAACGUCCAGCCGGGUCAACAACCCUCGCAGCGUACCCCGACUCCAAGGAGACGUUCCAGUGCCAACAAGUCGUCGACUUUGCCGCAGUCGUAUCGCUACUGCACCGAGAGGCAAAACAGCCGCGACAGGGACGGUUACUACAGCGACAGAAAUGAAAUAAUGCGCGAGAGGAGAGAACGUGAUUAUGAUCGCGAUCGAGGCUAUCAAAGCGAUUAUAACUCGCAAAGCAGGUGCGCCAGCUGCAUCGGCGAAUCGGCGCGAGCCCAAUGGUUCCGUCACUCGGACGGCUGGCGGUCGGGGAGCUCGACCUUCGGCUCGACGGCCUCGAGCGUACCGACCUACACGGGCUUUCACAGAGGCGGGCCUUGGGACUCGCUGCCGUCGCUGCGCCACGAGGGCAGCCUCAACGACAGCGGCUACAAGUCCAAUCGCACGGAUUCCCUGGAACAUCGGGGCACAUUUGAUCGUCAGGACAGCGUGAGAUCGGACUACAUGUCGGACCGAGAGAGCAGAUACGGCAUAGUGCAGCAGGCCUCCCUCGAAAGCACUGACUCGAGACUCUGCUACUUGACGUCUUCAGAGAUGUCGGACGACGACAGGAUGUCCCUGACGACGGCGGUGAGUGACGACGACGACGGCGAGAGCGCCGUCAACUCGCCUUACCGCGGCAAGCAGACGGGCCAGGCGGCCGCGUCCUUCAAUUGCACCGGUGCGGUGCGCAAAGCUGGCUUCCUGAGCGUGAAGAAGUGGCUGCUGCGCAAGAAGCACCAGAUCGAGCUCGCUCGCAAGCGCGGCUGGAAGGGCUACUGGGUCUGCCUCAAGGGCACCACGCUGCUGUUCUACCCGUGCGAGUCGCAGGAGAAUCGCGCGGUGGAGACGGCCCCGAAGCAUCUGAUAAUCGUCGACGGGGCCAUCAUGCAGCCGAUACCCGAGCACCCGAAGCGCGACUACAUCUUCUGCCUGAGCACGGCUUUCGGCGAUGCUUAUCUCUUUCAAGCUCCUUGUCAAGUGGAGCUGGAGAACUGGGUGAACAGCAUACACUCGGCGUGUGCGGCGGCGUUCGCGCGCCACCGCGGCAAGACCGGCACGCUCCAUCUGCUGCAGGAGGAAAUUUUCCGACUCGACAAGGCCAUCGAAACGGAUCACAAGCUGAGACACAUGGCCGAUUUGCAGCAGUCCGUGGUGACGGACAUCGACACCAAGUCGCAGAUCAACAAUCAGAUAAUGCAGUACGAGGAGAAUCUCGAGCGGCUGCAUUGCGAGCAGUUCCGGCUCAGGUGCUACAUGGCCAGUCUGCAGAGCGGCGAGCUGCCCAAUCCCAAGAGUCUACUGACGCACGUUUCACGAGCAACGAAGCAGAUGCUGAACAAGCUGGGCGUGUUCACGGUCUCGUCGUUCCACGCGUACAUAUGCGCCCGCAGCCCGUCGCUGCUCAACAAUCUGCUGGCUGGACGGGGCGCCACCAAGCGCAGGCCGCUCCUCCUGUCGCGCUCCAACAGCGGCUCGAGUCGACGCUCGCUCCAGAUAUCGCGCGACGACGACAAGAACGUCGUCAAAGUCACUGUACCUGAAAACCAGCUCGUUUCCGUGUUUCUGAGAGACGGCAUGACCGUCGAGGAGUUUCUCGCGAGCGCCUGCAGCAGGAAGGGUCUGAACGCGAUGGAGCACUUUGUGCGCGUGAAGAAGCGCCGCGACAUGGAGGAUCACAAUUACUUCGUGCCCCACAGAUCGGACGUCAUCGAGACCUACCUUCACACGCACGAGAUCGUCGAGGUCUGCGCCAAGAUCCUCUACCAGGUCGAGCUGCAGAGGAACACCCUCGACCAGAUGUGGGGCUUCUCGGUCGAGGCCGAGCUCAUCGAGAACGCCGACAGGCAGGACGAGCUCUGCUGCUACGUGAGCCGAGUCGAGGACAAGAGCGUGGCCAUGCAAAACGGCAUAAUCAAGGGCGACGAGAUAAUGGUGAUCAACGGCGCGAUCGUCAGUGACUUGGACAUGAUGUAUCUGGAGAGUGUGCUGCAGGAGGAGCAGGCGCUGUGCAUGAUGAUGCGCUCGUCGCGCACCGAGCCGCCCGACGUCACGGGCAUCAUGCGGGUGACCGACGACAUCAUCGAGAGCCUGGUGUGUCCGCCGCCGCCCCAGGACCCGCCCGUCAUCAGCGAGGAGAUGAUCUCGGGCCUGAUCGUGCCGGCGCCCGGUUGGACCAAAGAGCAAGUGCCGGACAGCCUGAGCGCUCACGACGGCAGCAAGCCGACGUCGCGCGCCAACUCCUUCGAGAUCGAGAAUCUGCUCAAGACCGCGGAACAGGUGACCGGCAUCUGUCGCUCGCCGGGCAAGGCCAGCCCGACCGGCAGCGUGCUCAGCGCGCACUCGCAGGCUCUGACACCCUCGCGUCAGCUCACCGACGCCGAGAAGCUCAAGAAGGUCAUCCUCGAGCUCGUCGAGACCGAGAGGACAUACGUCAAGAAUCUGAACAGCUUGCUGGAAAAUUAUCUGGAACCUUUGAAGCGAGAGACGUUCUUGUCCAAUGCCGAGAUCAAUGCGCUGUUCGGCAAUAUCCAAGAGAUCGUGGCUUUUCAGAGGCAAUUUUUGCAAAAUCUUGAUCACGCAAUCGAGGUCGAGCCCGAGUUUCUCAACUUCGAACAUCCAAGUCAAUUUAAGGGUGUGCUGUUUUCCAUUGGAAGUGCCUUCUUGUUUUAUGUAAAUCACUUCAAACUCUAUAGCUCGUUCUGUGCUAGUCAUUCAAAGGCCCAAAAAGUCUUACAUCCGAAUGAAGGAAAUCAAGCUUUGCAAGAAUUUCUUCAAGCUCGAAAUCCGCGACAACAGCACUCGUCGACGCUCGAGUCGUAUCUGAUUAAACCAAUUCAGAGAAUAUUGAAGUAUCCAUUGCUGCUACAGCAGUUGAGGAAUCUUACUGACGAGCACAGCGACGAACGUCGACACUUAAUAGGAGCACUUAAUGGAAUGGAGAAAGUAGCCGAACACAUCAACGAAAUGCAAAGAAUCCACGAGGAAUAUGGUGCUAUUUUUGAUCAUUUAUUCCGACAACAUCAAAAGUCUUGCAAACAGUCAAUCGAUCUAAGUCCGGGUGAUUUACUAUAUUACGGAGGCGUCGAGUGGCUUAACAUAUCCGACUUCUUGGGCAAAAUUAAGAAGGGACUGGAGUUACACGCCAUGUGCUUUGUCUUCAAAUCCGCAGUUGUCUUCCUAUGUAAAGAGAAACUCAGACAGAAGAAAAAAUUGAUGUUCGACCUGCAAGGCGGCUCGAAAGCCAACACCGGCAAGAAGAACGACGGCGACGUUGAGAUCAUACGCUACCAGGUACUGAUACCCGUGACCGAGGUCCAGGUGCGCUCGAGCUCGGCCAAGGACAUGGAGUCGCACUUCCUCUGGGAGCUCAUACAUUUGCGCAGCCAGCUGCAGCGCCGCUCGGAGAAGGUCUACGUGCUCUCGAACAGCACGAGCGACUUCCGCAACUCGUUCCUCAAAACCAUCAGGCAGAUCAUUCGGGAGUCCGUGCGGAACAUGAGCAUACCCUCGACGAGCAAUCCUGCUCUCGUCGAUUAUAGGUCGCAGCAAUUGGCGCAACAGACGAUGACGAUGGGCCGACAUCACGACAGGAGCGAUAAAUCGUCGUCGGCCGCCACGAACGGCCAUCAUCCGUCGGUGCCGCCGAGCCUGCCCACGGGUAGCAGCGGUGGCACCGGCACGCUGUCCAAGAAGGCCAUGAAGCAGCAGAUGCUGUCCAACACCCUCGGCGCCCGGCGGAAGUACACGCACACGCGGCAGCCGAUCGAUCGCGACAGCAGCGAGGACGCCGAGGAGCUGCACCACCAGCAGAUGCGCCAGCAUCACGGCCAGCAGACGUUCCGCACCAGGAGCAAGACCAUCAGCGACAGCAGCGGUGAGACAAAGGUCGAGAUGGAAUCCGGCGCCAAGUCGGAAGGUGAAGAGGACUCGCAGGCGUACGGAGGCGAGAAGAAGACGAAUCUGGGACGCACGCCGAAUCACCUGACCCUUAGCACGACGUCGACGAUAUCGGCGGGCAGCACGGGCAGCCAAGCCAAGCUCAUACAAUCGUCACACCAUCCGGAGAAUUAUCAGCCGGCGCAGAUCAAAGAGCUCGGUUCUCCAGUCUGGAAACCGCGCGAGCUCGGCGAGUCGAUGACGCUGCCGCGCAAGGGCAAAGCCUCGGCCGCAGAGUUCGCCGAGGCCACGAGCUCCCUUCAGCAUGGCGGCGCGUCCCGCAAGUCCCUCUUCGAGAUCAACAAUCACGUUUAAAGUUCCACACAUGCAGACGUCGAAAUUCGAAACAAAUCACGACGCAGAUAAGAGACAAAAUACGACUUAUGUAAACGAGGAUCAAUCCUCCUCGUUUAGUAAUUUUUAAAAUGUAAGCCAACGGUACGAGAUUUGUGUAUCUCGUCGUGCUAACGAUGUAAUUAUAAAUAUACCUAACGUAUAUGGAGAAAACAGCACGUAACACGCGCAGCAAUAAUAAAAAAGCAAAAAAGGAAAAGAACUAGAAAGCUACGCCACGGUGCCGAUCAGGUGCGAAAAUGUAAAAAAAAACCAAAAACACACAACCACUAUAUGGGAAAAAAAGCUCAACGACGUACUUAUUACAUUAUAGUAAAAUAAAAAAUAUAAAUAAAUACUAAGUGUGCGUGUGUGCGACUGCGUGCGCGCGGCUUAGCAAAAUGCAGAGGCCAACAGCACCAGCAGCAUCGUACACGCGUCAUGUGUGCGUGUGUCGCGUGAAUGCGCAUAAAAUAUAAUUAUGCAUCCGAGACUUUCUUCAAAAAUGAAGAUGAUGAAGGAGGGGGAAAUAAACUUCAAUCGUGCAAAUAUUUAAAAACGAUUGCUGUCCGUGCUAAACGAAGCCCGCCCGCGCUUUAACUAUUAACAUAUAUGUACCGAUACCAUGUGUAUACCAACGACUUCUGGUUCGAGAUAUAUAAACCUCCUCUUUUCGAUAUCGCAUACGUAAAAGACUUAUAUAGGAUGCGACACUUAUUAAUAUUAAAAAUAUGUGUUACCUGCUAGGCGCACGAAUUUUAGCACACUCACGUUUACGAAGGCGCGUGCGCAAAACCCGUGAGAAUCGUUACCGAUUAUCAUACGAUACCUUUGAUAAGGUAAUCUUGACACUUGUACAAUGGGCGCCGUCGCCCCGUCUUCGUCACGAGCCGCGUCUAUGUGAGGCCAAAGAACACCUUAUAUAAAAUAUUAUAAUUUUACGAAGUAUAAAUGACCGGUUCAUUGUUUUUUGAUAUACAUCGCGCUUAUGUCGAUGUACCCGAAAUUCGACGCGGGAAUUUUUCCCGCGCACGAGCGAAUGAAGUGCUUGACCUUUAUUCGAUUGAAACCAGAACACUUCGUUUCUUAGAAUUGAUAAUUGAAGUAAAAUGAAAAAAUUGCCAAAGCUGUCUAAAUGACCUUGUGUGAAAUAACUAGUCCCCGCGGGUACGCGCAUCAAAUUGAGCAAAGUAAUUAACGAGCAAAAAUGCGCGUGCUUCGUAAUUGUAAAACGUUUAUUUUUAAUUAGAUAUCAUUAAAUUGAAUAUAUAAAAUGACUUAAAUUAAGUCGGGUUAUUAUUAAUUGUCUUCAUUCUAUGAUCAACCAUUUUCCACUUUUCACUUUGUUAAUUUUUAAGAUUACAACAGUGCCAAGUAUAUCAUAUAAAUAUUGUCUCAAGUGAAGCAGGAAAGGGGUUGGAUGUUGCAUAAAUAAAUAAAUCUCAUAUUAUCCUACCACGCGUACGUCGUUUAGAUUUUUUUAUGAUACAACAACGAGUCAUGAGUUUUUUCUCAAAUCCUCAACAAUGCACAUUGGAAUCUUACUACUCUAUAUUGUUAACGCAAAGUAAAGUAAUAUUUGGUAAAUAGUAAAAAAUAAAAGAUUUUUAUCGUCGGUUUGUUGGUACAAUUUUUAUACAAGUUCAAUUUCUAAUACGAUUUAAGCAAUUUUCCAAUGAUCUACAUUAAUAAUAUAGAGAUGCUUGAAAGUAAACGAAUUUGCUUCGAUUCUUGUAAACUUUUAUAAAUUACGUAAGUAUGGUUUUUGGACACUAUAUAGAUUACGUUUCAACGGAAAAUCAGUCUGAAUUGAAUUAAUUUUUUUUUUUAAAAACCAAACGCAUAAAUCAUAUAAUAAUUUAAAAUCAUCAAAUGUUACGAGUCAAGGUUUAUAGUUCGAGUUUAAAAAAAAUCGUAUGUUAUAUGUUGGGAUAAUAAGGCUAAAUUGAGGCGCCUCUUUUUUGGCUCGAUACAUUUUUUUUAUAUAUUAUAUAUAAAACCACGACCGUAUCGUGAUUUCCUUAUAUAAAAGUCAUGAGAAAAAGCACAUCAAUAGUGAGAGGCAUUAUUGUAUUAAACCCGAUAUACCCCCGAUUUUAUGGCCCUUUAGCGCAGACAGCAACGCGACAAAAUGAUGUAAAACAAAAGUGAGAACAAAAAAAAAUCAACUCUGUACAUAUUAAAAUAUCGUAAGAAUGAUUGUUGCGUGUGUUGAAAGAACGAUUUACAUGAGAGAAAAAGAGAGAGACGCAAGUGAUAAAAAAAAAGUGAAGAGGGGGUUUUACGAAAUAGUGUGUCACUGAAAAAAAUUCAAGUUAAUUAAAACUGACGACGACGUAAUCUUAUAAGAUAAAUAUUAUUAUCAUAAAAAAAUUCUUACAUCAUAAUAUAAAUAAAAUAUACACGAUAUAGAUUUAACUAUAUAAAACAUUGAGUGUAAGAAUUUGAAAAAUCAAUUAAAAAAUCGGCAGUACAUGCAUGGCGUGAUUUUUUUCCCAAACGCGCGUGCUAAAAAGAAAUUGACUCGCGUGCGCGCGACAAAAAUUGAGUCUCUCGACGACGGUGCCAAUAAUGCUGAUGCGCGAAGUUUGCACCCACUCCCGAAAGUUAAUUUAUUAUACACACUCGGGUGACGGGCGCGAUUUUGCAGGGCGCAAUCCUCUUGACGAUGGCGUUGUCGAUGCAAAAGAACAGAUCUUCCACUUAUUAAAAAAAAAAAAAAUGAAAAGAAAAAAAUUCAAAGGGUCUCUCGCGCGGCGGCUGCACUCUCGUUCGGUUGUAUCUCUGCACCACAACACGGCUGCAGAUUUAUAUUAUUACAUUAUAUUAUAUACGAAGACGAAAAAAAAACUUUCUGUGUCGAGCUCGAGAGUGCGCUUCCCCCGGGCGAAAAAUAAAAAAUAAAACGCAUGGAAUUUUAUUUUUCACAUUGCUUAUUGUAUAAACGGACCCGAGGACGCGCUCUCGAGGAGCGGCGGCGAAUCGGCAAAUUAUUCUCGGGAUAAAAAGAGGUAGUGGUGAGCGCGCGUCUUUAAUUGUCGGCCCGAAGACUGGCGUCCGCCGCGCCGUGACGACCCUGCGUAUCUCGUGUACCGUAAUAGAUCGUAAUCUUAUAAUUGUGUAACGCGCGAAUCUAGUCAAAAAGAACGAGUGAGAAAGAGAGUGAAAGAUAUGGGUUAGCAGAGCAAUCGACGAAGAAAUAAAGGAGCGAGGAGCGAAAGAGAGAGAAAGAGCUCGAAAGUAGGUGACGAAUGUGUGUGUGCUAGAGCAUGUGUUUCAAAGCGAAAAAUAUUUAAAAAAUAAAAAACAAAAAAUGGUUGUUGCAAUUGAUAAUGUAGGUUCAGUGAUAAGCUCUAUAUGUACCAUUGCAGUAUUUGCAGACGUCAUUGAUAUACAUUAUACAUGAAAAAAAAACUUAAAAUUAAAUUAAAAAUAAACUAAACAUAUACGUAUAGCGAUUGAUUCGGUAUUUGUUACGUAAGCAGAAAAAAAAACAGACACACACAUACACAUUGUUAAUGGGAGUACAUUAAUGGUUACUAGUGGACGAUAUCUAUACGAGAUUUUGAAUUUUUUGUGUAAAUCAGACGAGAGAAAGUAUUCAAAUAUAAAGAAAAAAAUAAAAUUAAUAAUAAUCAAUGAAAGAUUAAUCAUCGCACGUGCAGUACACGCACGAGGCGGGCGCGCGCGCGCUAUAUUAAUUAGCUCGGCGCGCAAUUACGCACACACAUACACAUUCCGGAGUAUAUGUAUCGAUAUGCGUGUAUACGCGUGUCUCUGUUUCGUGAAGCGCGCAUAUAAUUAUAUUCGUAAGAUAUAAAUAUUAACAAAACAAAACAAAAUAACAUUGAUCUGCGUGUAUAUACAUACUCACUGAAAAAAAGUAACGAUGUUAAAAUUAGUGUCCCAUACGCACGGCAUUGUAUCUCCGAUAAUAUACGAAUCUCGCAUAAAAAAAGCAAAAAAAAAAAUAAAGAAAAUCAAUCGAUGACUGUUAGGCUGGCUUGAGAAAGUCAAAGAAAAAUGACGAUCGAAUAAUACAUGAUACAAACUCGUUUUGAUUUUUCAAGAAUGGAUAUUUUUUUGCUAAUUUCUUAGCGUUGACUGAUUACAUCGAUAUAGUCAUUGACAAAAAAUGUACGAUUCAAACACGUUAUGUAAUUAUUAUCUAUAUAGUAUAAUUCAUAAUUUGUAAUAAAGGUGAGCGUACACGAGCCGCUGCGGCGAGUCAUUCAAAAAGUGUAACAAAAAUAAUUUAAAAAAAAGAGGUAGUGUAUACCAAUUCUUAAGAAACGAUGAAAGACCUUUGUCUCGACAAUCACGAAUGGGUCGGAGUUAGUUAAAGCGAUAUUAUUGAUAUAUUUAUACUUUGUGCGGGAGAAGAUGCAUCCGCGUCUUCGUUCAAUGUCAAUGAUGGUGAAUUAGAAACCACCAAAAUGAAAAAAAAAGAAGAAAUUAUUGGGGUUUUCGAGGAUCUAACUCGGUCUUGAUCGCAUCGCUAUUAUCAUCGAUAUUACACAUGAAUACAGACGGUUUAAAAUUUUACCCGCUCGAUCACACAUCCAGUACUGUGUAAAAAAACAAAUUAAAAUCUCAUAAAAAUGCCGUGCGUAAGAAGGAUUGAUUACAGAAAAAUGUAUAUUAAUGAGUCUUGCGGAUGAGGUUUCGAAGAAUUUGUGGCAAGCAUCGACGAACGACGCGAGAGGUGGAAAAAUUUUUUCAAUUUUCCGAAUGAAUUUUUAACAAAUAUUUAUACGAAGGAACGUAACUAUUAAUUCAAUGUUAUGAGAAUGUAGAGUUUUAACACGAUUACAAUAUAGAUUACUAUAUUAUAUUGAAUAGUUGAGCUUAUUUGUAUAAAAGAAAAUUUAAUAACACUAUUGAGUCCUGCUUCUUUGAUCGUCGAAAAAUUAAAACUCGUUCUUUCGUUUUUUUUAAUCGAGCAUAAAAUUUCUAUCAACGUUGAGUGAUGGUGCCAUGAGGAUGCAGAAUUACAGCGAUUACGACGAAAUUUUGACCCAUUAUCAAUAUAAUGAAAAUAAUAGCAUUAACGGGUGAAAAUAAAAAUAAUGAAAACUGUUAUCACGAGUGUAUAUUACAAGCUUAAAAUAUACUUUAUGAAUGUAUGUUGCAAUAAUUAAAAAAAAACACAGUUUUUUGUGAACCACUGCAAUGGAGGCAUUUAGUCGCUGCCGCUGUACUUUCUCAUCCUUGACCAAUGAAAAAGCGAAAGAGAAAAUAAUACCAAAUCAUACUUUUUAGUACUUAUUAUUAUGAAAAAA
Molecule: messenger RNA, 13883 nt
Organism: Trichogramma pretiosum
Lineage: Eukaryota; Metazoa; Arthropoda; Insecta; Hymenoptera; Trichogrammatidae
Gene: sif
Product: protein still life, isoform SIF type 1
Exons: 32
Coding region: 1555-8583 (2342 amino acids)
Biological process (GO): activation of GTPase activity; small GTPase-mediated signal transduction; positive regulation of axonogenesis
Cellular component (GO): synapse; membrane
Molecular function (GO): protein binding; guanyl-nucleotide exchange factor activity
Source: RefSeq, a predicted model, not a curated record